Messenger RNA from Saccoglossus kowalevskii, 1965 nucleotides. RefSeq lists its product as uncharacterized. The record is from RefSeq and is a predicted model, not a curated record. Gene Ontology annotation, biological process: cell-matrix adhesion. Lineage: Eukaryota; Metazoa; Hemichordata; Enteropneusta; Harrimaniidae.
CAACCCAUCGAACAAACAGAUAUACAGCUUCAUGUAAGAGGUUUACUGCCGUAAAAAAUGGCCUCGUGUGUGCAUAUUAUUUUACUUUUGGCAUUGGUGAGUAGUUUUCCUGAUGUUCACGCCGAUACAGGUGGGCUGACACAAAACGAGUUUGACUAUAUAUUGGAUUACGUGUUGAACAAUGAUGGAACAUUUAUGGGUAAUUUGGCUGAUUUCAUCAAUGACGUCAGAAGCAGUAUCCCAGACUUUGACACGUUCCCUCUUGUUGUAAAAACAUCGCUGGUUGAUGCCGCUGUUAGCAACUCUCUCAGUACAGAUGUUAUAGACAUGAUCAAUGACGAAAGUGUCACGUGGGCAGAGGCUUGCUAUGCAUAUGUAGACGUGGAGAGUAUUUGGAAUGCCGCAAUCUUGGGAACAGAAGAUCUCAAGUUCAGAAUGCAAGCAAACUGCCAAGUGUUUUACUCUUACGGUACAACACUCAAUGACGGCGAUUAUGACACUGGGAUUGAUGAUGAUGAUGAUUCAUAUUCCAAUUUUUAUGAUUAUUCUGAAUAUUAUUCUGAUUUUUAUGACUAUUAUGAUUCUGAGGAAAACAUGCAAUCAACCUACAAUCCAUGUUCUGAUGACUGCAAUAAAUUUUAUCCAUAUGGUUCAGUGUUUGAUGAUAAUGCAAACCGCAUCAAUGACGAUGGAAGCUCCGGAGAAAUUAACAUUAUUCCUGCAUUCCCAUUUUUCGGUAACACUCAUAGCUCAUUAUGGGUAAACACAAACGGAGUUAUCUCAUUUGUGAAAGAAAUUUGGGAAUAUACUCCAAUAGCAUUUCCCCUUGGCAAUGAAUAUACAAUGGUUGCACCCUUUUGGGCAGAUGUUAACACAAGGAAUGGUGGAAACGUGUAUUGGAGGGAAACGACAGAUCCCAAAAUUGUUGCACGUGCCAUCAAGGAUAUCAACACGUACACAUGUGAUUUGUUAGAUGUGGUAUGGGUAUUCAUAGCUACUUGGGACAACACUGCUUUUUAUGGCGCCGAAUCAGACGCUAGUAGAGAACUGAGAAAUACAUUUCAAGCAGUGCUGAUAUCGGAUGGCGAGAAAUCGUUUGCAAUUUAUAAUUAUUGUGACAUUGAAUGGACAACAGGAGAAGCAAGUGAUGGUAAUACCCAAGGCAUCGGCGGAACACCUGCUCAAGUCGGAUUUAACGCAGGCGAUGGUGUGACGUUCUUUGCAGUGCCAUCUUCGUUUAAGCCAGAAGUGAUUGACAUCGAAGAAACCACGAAUGUUGGUGUUCCUGGUCGAUAUGUAUUUCAACUUAACGGUGAAAAUAUUAUUGAGGCGUGUUCGUGUAUAGAACCCAACUGCGUGGUUGUAGGUUGUAAUCGUUAUGAAAUUCACACAACCGAAAUAAAGUGGGCCAAAGCUAAGACCAAAUGUGAGAUGGAUGGAGGAAGACUUGCAACACUCAAUACUCACCAUAUUUACAAGACGGUCAGACAAUACAUAUUAACAAAUGCUCUUGACGAAGAAGUUAACAAAGGUUUCUGGAUUGGGCUCAAUGAUCGCGACAGUGAAGGUAAUUUUGUUUGGUCAGAUGGUUCAACGUUGGAACCAGGAGACUUCAGUAGGUGGGCUGCUGAUCAACCAAACGAUAACCACCAAGGAGAUCCAAUCAAUGGACAGGACUGUGUGCAAUUAUGGGCAGAGAGAGCAUUAAAAUGGGAUGAUGAUUACUGCGGUGAUAAUCCUGAAGGAGAGAAACGGAAAAAGGGAUACAUCUGUGAAAUUCCAUGUUAAUGAAGAGCACCAUGAGGCAAUGUGCCAUGACCUAGAACGCAUGGCAUAUCAUAAGACAUCUUUAAACAUAAAGAUUCUAAACCGACAUCUAAAAUCUAACAUUUACUAUAUGUGAAUUCCUGCGAUAUGUCAGUCAAUAAAUGCUAUUAGAUAAUAAAGUAGAUGUAACUACCAAAC